Molecule: messenger RNA, 1492 nt
Organism: Capsaspora owczarzaki ATCC 30864
Lineage: Eukaryota; Filasterea; Ministeriida; Capsasporidae
Product: 26S proteasome non-ATPase regulatory subunit 11
Exons: 2
Coding region: 30-1343 (437 amino acids)
Biological process (GO): ubiquitin-dependent protein catabolic process
Cellular component (GO): proteasome regulatory particle, lid subcomplex
Molecular function (GO): structural molecule activity; protein binding
Source: RefSeq, a predicted model, not a curated record
CAUUCACCCUUGUUUUUUUUUUUUUCAGAAUGGCGACUGCAAUGGAGGUGAUUGCGCCCGAGCAGGAUCGCGCUGUUGCAAACCCGUCAGCAUCGAUGGAGCGCUUUGACCGCGCGACUGAGCUUGCGACUGUGCGCCCGGACGAAGCUGCUGCGCUCUUCCACUCGCUCAUUGUCGACGACUCGCUGGCCGACGACGAGGCGCUGCGACUCCGCGAGCAGGCCGUCUACGCGCUGAGCGACCUCUACGUUGCGACCAAGCGACCGACCGAGCUCGCUGCCCUCAUCCGCACCACCCGCGGCUUCCUCUCCAGCAUCUCCAAAGCCAAGGCCGCCAAGCUCGUGCGGACGCUGCUGGACAAGUUCCUGGCCGUGACGAGCGCAACGCAGGACGCAGUCAACCUCAUCCGCGAGUUUAUCGACUGGACGAACGAGGAGAAGCGCACCUUCCUGCGACAGGCGUUGGAGGCGCGAUUGAUUGCGUUGUACAUUGACACGCGUGCGUACUCGGAGGCCAUCGCGCUGUCCACGGCCUUGCUCAAGGAGCUCAAGAAGCUCGACGACAAGCCGCUGCUGGUCGAGGUGCUCUUGCUCGACAGCCGCACCUUCCACGCCCUGGCCAACAUCCCCAAGGCACGCGCCGCAUUGACGUCCUCGCGCACCUACGCCAACGCCAUCUAUGUGCCGCCAGUCCUCCAGGCUGCCCUCGAUCUCCAGGGCGGUGUGCUGCACGCCGAAGAGAAGGAUUUCAAGACGGCCUACUCUUACUUUAUCGAGGCCUUCGAGGGCUUUGACUCGCUCAACCACAAGGAGGCGCUGUCUGCUCUCAAGUACAUGCUCCUCUCCAAGAUUAUGCUCCAGUCGUCCGACGAGGUCGCCAGCAUCCUGACUGGCAAGAUUGCCCUCAAGUACUCUGGAUCUCACGUUGAUGCCAUGCGCGCCGUUGAAAGCGCUCACAAAAACCGCUCCCUGGAGCAGUUCCAACAGGCCUUGGUGCAGUACAAGGCCGAGUUGACAGACGACCCAAACAUCCGAUCGCAUUUGCAGGCCUUGUACGACACUCUUCUCGAGCAAAAUCUGCAGCGCAUCAUUGAGCCCUUCUCGCGCGUCGAAAUCAAGCAUGUCGCCGAUCUCAUCCAGUUGCCCGUCGCCCAAGUCGAAACCAAGCUUUCACAAAUGAUUCUUGACAAGAAGCUCAUUGGCAUUCUCGACCAAGGACUCGGCUGCCUUGAUGUUUUCGCCGAGCAACCCGCAGAUCGGACGUAUAAUGCCUCGAUCGAUACGGUGCAGUUUAUGGGUCAGGUCGUUGACGCCCUGUACAAGAAGGCCCAAAAGCUGACAUAAAAAUUGUGCUGAGGGUCUUUUUGUUUUUUUUUGUUCAUUUUGCUUGUUGUUGUAGUUGUUUUUGUUGUUUCGAUUGCUAGAUAUGUUUGUUCGGUUGCAUAUUUGGCUUUGGUGUAAUUCUUGUUGUAGAAACCAGUGAUCUUUCCCAA